Messenger RNA from Theobroma cacao (cacao), 823 nucleotides. Its product is annotated as protein CYSTEINE-RICH TRANSMEMBRANE MODULE 4-like. Lineage: Eukaryota; Viridiplantae; Streptophyta; Magnoliopsida; Malvales; Malvaceae. The record is from RefSeq and is a predicted model, not a curated record. Gene Ontology annotation, cellular component: plasma membrane.
AACGAAGGACGAAAACUUUGAAAACACUAUUUCUAGUCUUUGCAAUAGGAAGUAGGUGUCCCCCUCGCCCAGCCUCCACCUCGUCCAGCCUCCACGCGGUGAAGGCCGCCAACCUUCAGAAACCUCGGCUUCUAAGAAACCUCCAAUACCCUUUGCUCUCCUCUAUAUAUAUCCAUCGCAAUCUAUCAGCCUUUUCAUAUAUAUCUUAUCCAUUUAUUACCCAAUCUUUUCUUCUCCCUUUCUUUCCUCCUAUAUAUUUCAUCUCAUUUCUUUAAAACUUACUACUUUUUUCCUCCUUGUUGUUCAAAUUAAAUCCAAAGAUGAGUCACAUCCAGCAGAAUCAGCCUUCAGUUGCCUACCCACCUGCGUCUACUGCACCAGGACCCUAUGUGGCUGCACCACCAGCUGGUUACCCUAUGAGCAAAGACGGUCAAGAGCAAUAUUCUCAAAAUCCUGUUGCCCCCGAAACCAAGUCCAGAGGUGAUGGAUUCUGGAAGGGAUGUUGUGCUGCCUUGUGCUGCUGUUGUCUUUUGGAUGCAUGCUUUUGAAGAUUUCCAGAGCUUUAGAAGCUUAAUCAUGUUCAUUCAUUAGAGUUUCCAUUUGUUUAUAGGAUUAUUAGUUUGAUUUGUUUUAUUCUCAUUCGGUGAGAAAUUAUAUGUUUUUUCCUUGAUGAACAUGGGGAUGAGACGGCUAGGUUUCUUUCCUAGUGCUUUUUUGUUUGAAUAAAUCAUUAUUGUAUUUUUUUUCUAUGGUGGUUGUAUUGUCGCAAUCAGUUUUUUUAUUUUAUAAUUUAAAGAAGAAGAUUCAAAUUUUACUUUUUAAA